Molecule: messenger RNA, 2593 nt
Organism: Myxocyprinus asiaticus (Chinese sucker)
Lineage: Eukaryota; Metazoa; Chordata; Actinopteri; Cypriniformes; Catostomidae
Product: N-chimaerin
Exons: 13
Coding region: 332-1711 (459 amino acids)
Biological process (GO): signal transduction; regulation of small GTPase mediated signal transduction; positive regulation of GTPase activity
Molecular function (GO): GTPase activator activity
Source: RefSeq, a predicted model, not a curated record
UCACAAGAUGGCGAUUUCGGUGUUUGGAUGUAAGGAGUAAGUCGGAGCUCAAGAGCGUUCACUACAUUUGUACGUCAGGAUCUGUCGGCGCGCUCAUACGGGACUCAUAUGUGAUCACAAGUGAAUAUUCAGUCGUUGGUGUUCAGUUGUUGUCUUUGGACUCGGUAGAGAUCAAAGUUAAGCUCGACAACAGCUUGGACAUUGGACAUCAAAAGCCGCUGUUUUGAGAAUAUAUAAGGAUAUUUAUCAGGCACAUUCCACAUGGAUAUCAGGAUAAAAGGUAGAUUGUGUCAGUAGUUAAAACCUUUGUCCAUCGGGAUCACUGCAAGCAAUGGCCAUCCAUGUGUUUGAUAAUGAUGAGUACAGACCCCCUGUGUGGAAAUCCUAUUUGUACCAGCUCCAGCAGGAGGCGCCACAUCCACGCAGAGUCACCUGCACAUCUGAGGUGGAGAAUCGGCCCAAAUACUACGGACGAGAGUAUCAUGGGAUGAUCUCCAGAGAGGAAGCAGAUCAACUGCUCAGUGUGGCUGAAGGGAGUUAUCUCAUCAGAGAGAGCCAGAGACAACCGGGCACAUACACCUUAGCCUUACGUUUUGGGAAUCAAACCCGAAACUUCCGACUCUUUUACGAUGGAAAGCACUUUGUGGGGGAGAAGCGCUUCGAGUCGAUCCACGACCUGGUGACGGACGGUCUCAUCACGCUGUACAUCGAGACCAAAGCAGCAGAGUACAUAUCGAAGAUGACCAUCAACCCCAUCUACGAGCAUGUGGGCUACACCACCCUGAACCGAGAGCCAGCACUGAAGAAAGCCCCGCCCGUCUGCAGAGACACACCCGAUGGCAAGGACGCACCCGCAGAAGAGACGGGUCUGGAGGAGAGGCUCACGUCGCUGGUCCGCCGAGCCACGCUGAAGGAGAGUGAACGCGCACCCAAGUAUGAGAAAGUCCACAACUUCAAGGUGCACACCUUCAGAGGGCCACACUGGUGUGAGUACUGUGCCAACUUCAUGUGGGGACUCAUCGCUCAAGGAGUCAAAUGUGCAGAUUGUGGCUUGAACGUUCAUAAGCAAUGCUCCAAGAUGGUGCCAAAUGACUGUAAACCAGACCUGAAACACGUGAAGAAGGUUUACAGCUGUGACCUCACUACUCUCGUCAAAGCUCAUAACACAAAACGACCCAUGGUGGUGGACAUGUGCAUACGAGAGAUCGAAUCACGAGGUCUGAAGUCAGAGGGUCUCUAUCGGAUCUCUGGGUUCAGUGAUUUAAUUGAAGAUGUGAAGUUGGCUUUUGACAGAGAUGGAGAGAAAGCAGAUAUCUCACUGAACGUGUAUGAAGACAUCAACAUCAUCACAGGUGCUCUUAAACUCUACUUCAGGGACCUGCCCAUCCCUGUCAUCACGUAUGACGCUUAUCCACGCUUCAUCGAGGCUGCCAAGCUGACAGAUCCAGAUGAGCGUUUGGAAGCGCUGCAUGAAGCUCUGAAGCUGCUUCCUCCAGCUCACUGUGAAACGCUACGAUAUCUAAUGGCACAUUUAAAAAGGGUAACUCAGAAUGAGAAAGAUAACCUGAUGAACGCUGAGAAUCUGGGGAUCGUAUUCGGGCCAACCUUGAUGCGAGCGCCUGAUCUGGACGCCAUGACGUCUCUGAAUGACAUCCGCUAUCAGAGGCAGGUGGUGGAGUUGCUCAUCAAGAAUGAAGACAUCCUCUUUUAGUCGGGAAUUAACCAAGAGACUCUGAGCUGCGUUCUUCUACUUUGAUUCGGUCUGGACUUGAAUAUGAAAGACUCUUUUAUUAUAGUAAAUUCUGACAUGUACCUGUCUCUUCCCUGUCUGGACUAUGUUCCUGUAUCUUGCAUGUCUUUCUCCCCAUUUUUGUCGGGGGUCACUGAAGCUGAAAUUUGGAGCUCAGUGUGAGCGUGGUGUACUUCAGCAUUGUUAUGGGAUUGUUCUGACUUCUGCUGCAUGCGGCCAAAAGUGCUGGAGUCCGGCAGAUCGUACUUCUUGUUGUUCCUUUCGCACAACGAGCUGGAGUUUUUGUUUUGUAUUUGUGAAACAAAUGUGAAUGUGGAUAUAAUAAAGUGAUUUUUGGAGGCACUUUAUCUGAAUAGCUGUAAAUAUGGUGACACAUUGUGCAGACAUAUGGUAAUGACUCUUCAUAUGUUAUAAAUAAACUCUUUUUUUCGUUUAUAAUGCUCAUUCACUUAAUCUGUCAAUCAAGCUGAGGUUGUGUACUCGUGUUUGAGAGGUUUGUUAUUCAUGCAAGUAUAUGCUUUGAAUGUUUAAUUUAUGGCUCUACAGGUAAAGCAUCACCAGUGAUUUUUAAAACUCUUAUCUGUUAUGUGUUUAUAUUUUGUUUUGGUUUUUUUUAAUCUGACUCUGCUCUGCCUUUACACACCAGACGUCUUCAUGUGAAUCGGAAGAAUUAUUAUUUCUACUGUAGAGAUUUACAAUCCAUGUACAUUUCAGAAUUCAUGAUCGUAGAUUUGCCUUUAUAAAACCCUUUUGCACUCUCAACAAGUUGAUGUUAUUUCAUUCUAUGUUUUUGUAUUUGUUUUGAGCAUGAAUACAUUAAUUUAAUAAAAUGUACUUUUAGUA